Messenger RNA from Carcharodon carcharias (great white shark), 2317 nucleotides. RefSeq names its product phosphopantothenoylcysteine decarboxylase (gene ppcdc). Bases 1120 to 1680 code for a protein of 186 amino acids. Gene Ontology annotation, cellular component: phosphopantothenoylcysteine decarboxylase complex. Gene Ontology annotation, biological process: coenzyme A biosynthetic process. Lineage: Eukaryota; Metazoa; Chordata; Chondrichthyes; Lamniformes; Lamnidae. The transcript has 5 exons. The record is from RefSeq and is a predicted model, not a curated record. Gene Ontology annotation, molecular function: FMN binding; phosphopantothenoylcysteine decarboxylase activity.
GGGUACCAGGACUACUGCCCAGCUCUUUGAAUAGAGCUAGGGGAUUGUUUACAUCCACUCAUGGGUGGACGGUGCCUUGAUUUAAUGUUAUCUGAAAGACUGUCCCAUGGACAAUUCAGCAUUCCCUUGAUACUUCAGUGAAAUGCAGCCCAGAUGUUUUUAAGUCUCUGUAAUGACACUUGAAACCGUGGUUUUCCCACUCAGUCAAAAGACCUGCCGCAAUUGCAAAAUGGAUACUUAGCAAUUCAAUUAGAUAAUUUUCUCUUUCUAAAUUUAUUUUUUCUACCUACAAUUAAUCUGAGGCUGUAUUUUAGUUUGCUAUUUUUUCACAAUGCAAACUGCAUCCCGUUUCUUUGCAUUUAACUGUGUUUGCAGCCUAUCUGCCCACUUCAGUCACUUCUACCCACCACCUCCUCCUCCACAGUCUUGCUCGUUCUUCCUCAGCUUGUCAUAUCCCCUAAUCUGAUAGUCACCAAGUUCCAGUGUCAUGUUCCUGUUGCCUAUGAUCACGUUGGUUCUAUAGAAAUGGAAAAGUGAAGUCUCAGCACAAAUUGAUGUGGAGCUUUGUCUCCUAGUCAUCUUUCCAACAGUAUUCCCUUCCUACAUGACAAUAGUGACUAAUGUUCAGAAAGUAAUUCAUUAGUUCUAAAUCACUUUUCAAUGUCCUUAGGUUGUGAAAGGCACUAAAAAUGCAAUUCUCUCUUGUUUCCCCUGUUUGCAAUGAGUAACAGAUGCUUUUUGGAACUCCACAUGUACAAUAUUUUGCUUUAUCUAAAUGAUUUUGUGGUGUCUGAAAGGGUGAUGGAAGGAGAUUCAAUGCUAACUUUCAAAAAGGAAAUUGGAUACCGUAUAUACUUGUGUAAAAGUUCAGUUUCUAAGACUAAAUUUUUAAUCGAAGAUUAGGGGGUUGAUUUUUACAUGAGUAAUAAUUUCGAGGAGUUGAAAUCCAUCCUCUCCCAUUGCCUCAUUAUCGCAGAGUUGAAAGGUCAGAGACUGUUCUCAUCAACCCUGCCACCAAAAGCUGUGCAGAAAGAAUUCUCUCACACCAGUGAGGUGGUAAUCCUUGACAGCACAUGUUGACGUGUGCAGACAUGAGGAGCCUUCAAUGGCAUCUAUUCUAUGAUUCUAUCAGUUUGCACCAGGGUUGAAGUAAUUGUGGUGACCACAGAGCAUGCAAAACAUUUUUAUGACUCCAAAGAUGUCCCUGCUAAAAUAUAUAGUGACUCAGAUGAGUGGGAGAUGUGGAAGCAGAGGUCGGAUCCUGUCCUACACAUAGACUUGAGGAGGUGGGCAGAUCUAAUGGUCAUUGCACCCUUGGACGCCAAUACGCUAGGAAAAAUAGCCAGUGGAAUCUGUGACAACUUAUUGACCUGCAUUGUUCGAGCCUGGGAUCUUAAGAAGCCGUUGCUCUUUUGCCCAGCCAUGAAUACUGUAAUGUGGGAGCAUCCCAUUACAGCAACACAGGUUCAAACGCUGAAGAGCUUUGGUUAUAUUGAAGUUCCAUGCAUUGAAAAGAAGCUGAUGUGUGGAGACAAAGGUGGAACAUCAACAAAGGAAUAUGGCAUUCUAACCAACUUGUAUUUCUGGUUUACCAGGGACAAAGACACGUCAAAACUCAAUGUAUGUUACGCUCCAUGGACCUCUCAUUGUAUUAUGAUCAUUCGAACCCAGACUAGAUAAAUUUCAAAGUGUCAAUGACAAACGCAGGAUGUUUAUCGACCUGACCACCCACAUUAUUUGGAAAGCAGUGAAGGCAACAAACAGUAAUACUGUGAAAGUGGGAGCUGGACUCUCCCCAGCCUGUUCUGCCUUCAAGUUCACCUCAGAGCCAACUUCCUAGAAAUUCAACUACAAGAAGCCUUGCAGCUUACUGGCAACCCUCUGCUUACAAGAUCUUCACUUCAACCAAUAGCAUCAACUCAUCUAAGAAACUACAAGCCUCUCACAAAAAGACUGAGACAAACAUAUUUGUAAUUGUGCUGUUUUUUUCUUCAUCUCUAUCUAAUUUUUUUGUGAAAGUGGUAAUGUGUGAGAGUCGAGUAAGUGAGACUGUUUUUUUAACCUUCAUGGAAAGUGUAUGAUAAAUAACCUUUAUUUUUAAAACUCUCAAAAAAACUUGCUGCUGGAGUUAGUUAAAUUGGGGCAACCACUCUGAGUUUGUCUCACACACCUCACAUACAAAAGACAUCGAUCGCUUGCAGUAAUUAAGCACCUAAAAUUCUGUCUGAGAGAGAGUAUUGCUAAUUUCUAGGAGGAGUAGGGCUGGCAAAGAUGUUAUUUAUUGUAAAAUUAGUUUGUAUUUCGACCCUUCUUUCAA